AUGCGCUGUGCGUUCAUCGUGAACAAUCCUGGAGAAGGGCGUAUGCAUCUUCAAGGAGCGUUGAACAUUGCAAAAGCCAUUGGCGGAUUCCAUAAACUGGACGAACUUGGACUGGAGGCAGCUUUACUCUGGGAUAUUCAUCUGGCUUGCUUGACAGGCCAAAAGCCAACUAUCAGCGAUGACGAAGUAGCGUACGUUGUCGAGAAAAUGCUACCUCAAGUCCCAGAGUGGCUCGAGGACUCCCGCUUGCGAUUUGAAAAUCUUCUUGGGGCCUCCUUAAUUUCAGAUGACAAUAGCGAUGUCUGUGGUGCUCUUCGAAGACUUUUCAUCGCGACAGAGCUGCUCAACUCGUAUUCGAUUCGGAAAGAAGACAAUAUUAAUGAGACUCUAGUCAUCAGGACCUUGUUCGCAGGGCACAAGUUAAGUCAUUGCGAUCCGACUACAAACUCACCUAAUAUCGCUGCCGAACACAACAUUCGUAUGCUUGAGAGUAUGAGACUGACAGGAAUGCUUGUCAUUUUCACCACCCAUCUCAAGGCCACGAGGAAAAAAGAUCUAUUUGAGGAGCUGUCCAAAAGUCUUGAGGUGCAGUUGCGAAGCUCAGCUCCAGCUCUAGAGACUUGUUGGGGGCAGUACCUUGAAAUUAUGAUGUGGAUAUUUUUUGUAGGAGCGCAUGGCUCACCGAAUGUGCGUCGCAUCCUAUGGUUCAUUGAGAACAUCCAUCGAGGGGCUCACAUUCUCGGCAUCAACAACUGGAUGCAGGCCAGAAUCAUUUUGAAAAGAUUUCCAUAUAUAACCAAGGAGUUCGAUAAGGCUUUUGAGGAUACAUGGAACUCUUCCCAUCUCGGGGCUCUAAAGCAGACUUCAAUUUGA
Exophiala bonariae is the source of this 873-nucleotide messenger RNA. RefSeq lists its product as uncharacterized. The transcript is spliced from 2 exons. The record is from RefSeq and is a predicted model, not a curated record. NCBI's taxonomy places the organism in Eukaryota, Fungi, Ascomycota, Eurotiomycetes, Chaetothyriales, Herpotrichiellaceae. The coding region runs from base 1 to 873 and encodes 290 amino acids.